Messenger RNA from Aspergillus nomiae NRRL 13137, 1152 nucleotides. It is a transcript of the gene rad18, whose product is annotated as E3 ubiquitin-protein ligase RAD18. The coding region runs from base 1 to 1152 and encodes 383 amino acids. Gene Ontology annotation, biological process: protein monoubiquitination; DNA damage tolerance. The transcript has 4 exons. Gene Ontology annotation, molecular function: ubiquitin protein ligase activity; single-stranded DNA binding. The record is from RefSeq and is a predicted model, not a curated record. Gene Ontology annotation, cellular component: nucleus; Rad6-Rad18 complex. NCBI's taxonomy places the organism in Eukaryota, Fungi, Ascomycota, Eurotiomycetes, Eurotiales, Aspergillaceae.
AUGGAGCAGACGUUUGACCUCCCCGAUUCGACCGACUGGCUCGGAACGCCGUUGUCGCUGCUGACGCCACUCGAGUCCGCGCUCCGCUGCCAGGUCUGCAAGGACUUUUUCGAUAACCCCGUUAUUACCUCGUGCUGUCAUACGUUCUGCUCCCUGUGUAUCCGGCGGUGUUUGAGCACGGAAGGGAAAUGCCCGGCUUGUCGAAGUUCGGACCAGGAGCUGAAGUUGCGGCGGAAUUGGGCGGUCCAAGAACUUGUCGAGGCGUUUCAGAAUGCAAGACCUAGUGUGUUGGGCCUGGCGAGACGUGCCGCGGCUGAAAAUGGGGAGGAGGCAGACGGGAGACAGACGCGGUCACGAACUAAAGGCGUGGAGCGGCCAAUCGAUUCUGCUACUAUGGAGGUAGUUGAGGAUAGCCAGGAUGAGGAAUAUGUUCCUGAGGACGGCCUGGUUGCUUGCCCGAUCUGCAAACGGAGGAUGAAAAACGAAGCAGUAUUUCAACACUUAGACCUUUGCACAGGAGAUCCAGCGCCCCCGAAAAAGAUGUUGUUUGGCUCAUUGCAACCCAUGUCGCCUGCCUCGCGAACUCCGACCAAAGCACCCGAAAGACUUCCCACAAUAAAUUAUUCCUUAUUAAAAGAUAAUGUGCUCCGGAAGAAGCUUAAAGACUUGGGUAUACCGAAUUGGGGCCCACGGCCCCUUCUGCAACGACGUCACACCGAGUGGAUGAACCUGUGGAACGCUAACUGCGACUCGAAAACGCCCAAGCCCAAGCGUGAAUUGUUACAUGAGUUGGAUGUCUGGGAACGCACACAGGGAGGGAGUGCACUUCCUUCCGCCGAGUCUGCUGGCUCCGUUAUGCGUAAAGAUUUUGAUGCAACUGCAUGGUCGACAAACCAUGAAAACGACUUCAAGCGAUUGAUUGCAAACGCGCGAAAGCGAAGCGAUGCUUUAGUCAGCACGACCAUCCCGGCCGCAGCUCCGGUUCAAUCGCAAGAGGCACCCACAAUUGAGCAGCCCGUGGAGGCUGCAAUUUUAACGGAUAUACCUAAGCCGGAGCAGCCACUCGUAGACCUCACAGGUGCCGCCUAUUCUAACAUCCAACACGCACAGGAGCCUGGUGAUAGUCAAGAGCCUUAUACGCUUCCUGGAUAG